GCAGCGGGUGAAAGAGAAAGAGGGAGGGGAGUGAGCUACCGAUAGAGCGCCACUCACAACGAGGGCUCCCCAUCAGCUGGAAGUCGAGUAACAUUACAACUCUACAGCCUGCUACUACUGCAUAAUAAAGACCCGGAUUUACAUCUGAAUGCGGGGAAUCACGCACCUUUUGGACCAAAGGACUUGUUUACAACUUCGACAUUGUUUUUAAUCCCGCAACAAUAAUUCGGUGACCAAAGCUGGACUGGCCACCAUGGAGUAUUUCAUGGUACCCGCUCAGAAGGUGCCCUCCUUGCAACAUUUUAGGAAAACGGAGAAAGAAGUGAUUGGGGGACUGUGUAGCCUGGCCAACAUUCCCCUGACGCCGGAGACGGCGAGGGACCAGGAACGCCGCAUCCGCCGGGAGAUCGCCAACAGCAACGAGCGGCGGCGCAUGCAGAGCAUCAACGCCGGCUUCCAGUCGCUCAAGACGCUGAUCCCCCACAGCGACGGGGAGAAGCUCAGCAAGGCGGCCAUACUACAGCAGACCACAGAUUACAUCUUUUGCCUGGAGCAGGAGAAGACGAGGCUUCUGAAUCAGAACAAUCAGCUCAAGCGCUUCAUACAGGAGUUCAGCGGGUCCUCCCCAAAGAGGAGGCGCACCGAGGAGAAGGACGAAGGCAUCGGCUCCCCGGACAUCCUGGAGGAGGAGAAGACGGAGGACCUGAGGAGGGAGAUGAUCGAGCUGAGGCAGCAGCUGGCAAAGGAGCGCUCGGUCCGCAUGAUGCUGGAGGAGCAGAUGGAGGGCGUGGACUCCCAGCUGCACCCAGAGAGGCUGAAGGUGAUCACCCAGCAGGUGCCGCCCGAGCAGCGCAUCCACAGCCUGGCCCAGCUGCAGCACAAGCACGAGCAGCUGGACACGGACGUCACUCCGGCCUGCAGCCCGCAGGCAUCGCCCCCGGCCAGUCCCCCCGCCCCCACCCACCACGCCACGGUCAUCGUUCCGGCGCCGGCCCAGACUCCCCAUCCGCAUCACGUCACCGUGGUAACCAUGGGCCCGACGUCCGUCAUCAACACAGUGUCCACGUCCAGGCACAACCUGGACACCAUCGUUCAGGCGAUCCAGCACAUCGAGGGCCGGGUGUGCGCGGGCGAGGAGGACCAGCGGCGGGCGGUCAUCGUGUCCUCGGGGCGCGCCCUCUCCAGCCCGGCCGCCUCGGACACGGCCUCCAACAGCGACGGCGCCGACGACUCACUGUUGCCCUGAGCAACGCCACAUCACAUCUCCAGCCUACCGACGACCCGCGCGCGCACGUGCAUUCACGCCCCCCCCCCCCCCCCACCCCAAACUAAACGGGGGGCCCGCCCCCGCCCGACAGCGCUGUGGGUCAAAUGGACCGAAUUUGUUGGUAGACAAUUUUUGAAAAAGAAGCACUCUGUGAUCUACACUCGUACAUGCUGUGCCCCCGAGGCCGCCCCCCCCCCCC
Molecule: messenger RNA, 1466 nt
Organism: Gadus morhua (Atlantic cod)
Lineage: Eukaryota; Metazoa; Chordata; Actinopteri; Gadiformes; Gadidae
Gene: tfap4
Product: transcription factor AP-4 (activating enhancer binding protein 4)
Exons: 7
Coding region: 254-1246 (330 amino acids)
Biological process (GO): regulation of transcription by RNA polymerase II
Cellular component (GO): nucleus
Molecular function (GO): protein dimerization activity; RNA polymerase II cis-regulatory region sequence-specific DNA binding; DNA-binding transcription factor activity, RNA polymerase II-specific
Source: RefSeq, a predicted model, not a curated record